ACCCCUAUGAAGCUGAAAUAAAAACAUGAAAGAAAACAAACCAAAACCGAACCCGAAUAUAUCAUUACAUCCUCAAUUCAAUUCCUCAUAUCUCAAACACUAUCAUCAAAUCCAAAUCAUCACCACUUAUAUUCCUUUUGACCCUUCUCAUCCUCUAUUUUCUCCUCCACAUUCAUCAUCAUGAAUUUAACACCCCUUCAUCAAAAAAACCACAACCCAGAACACCACCACAACUUCCUCGUUUGAAAUGUCCCCACCUUUGCAACCACUAACCAUAACAAACCUCCCUUCCUUACCAGAUCUUUUACUAACCGCACUCUCCGUUUGCUUUCUUUUCACCUCCUCCAGAUCCCACAACACCACAACAACCUCAACCAACUGUCCUUUCCUCUCUUUCCCUCUUAACCCUCGCCGUUUCCUCAAAAUUCCCGCCAUGUCCCAAACUGCCACCUCAUCGUUAUCAUCGUCGUCCAACCACAAGAAUAACCGUCGCCAUAGUUUCGCUUCUCCCCAAUCUCUAUCUGAAUGGCUCAAACCUCGUUUACCCUCCGAUUCGUUUGCGACUUGGGGCGUUAAACCCGGAACCAAGAACGUUCAUAAUCUCUGGCUUGAACUCUCCCAAGGAGAAACGUUGCUCGAAGAUUCGAAUCCUCCGAUUCGAACCGUUCAGGUUGUUACGGUUAGGGUUAUUGGAAAAGACGGGAAAGUCCUGGUUGAAUCGCAUCAGGAAUUAUCUGACGGUAGAGUCAGGGAACGGGGCAGGCCGUUGUCGGAGAAGAUGAAACCCAAUGAAGAACCGGAGUCUGCCGCUGUUAGGGGGAUUAAGGAGGAGCUUGGUUCUGUGAUUGGGGUUGGAACGGAGGUUUGUGAUAUAGUGACGAUUGACCCGAAUUCGUAUGUGAUGAGGGUGGAGGAGCGGAAUUCAGGGUCUUAUCCUGGUUUGCCUGGUUGCUAUGUUUUGCAUAGUUUGAAUGCUACUGUGGAGGGUUUGCCGGAGGGUGAUUUUUGCACGUAUGAGGUUGAUGAGUAUGCUGAUUCGGAUGAAAAGAAAGUUGCUCAUGAAGCUGUUUCUGUUAAGAAACAUUAUUGGAAAUGGGUUAGUGCUGAUUCUAUUCAACCUUGAUGUUGUAUCUUUUCUAUGAAUCAAUCGACGACACGAACACCAGACACCGCACUUAAAGUAUACAUGGAUAAUAAGUGAUUAUACAAUAUACAUAACCACACACAAUGGUGUCGGUGUCAUAUUGAUGUCUAGCAUAGGUUGAACACCAGAGAUGUCUGCAAUCUAAAAUGCAUUGGUGUCGAACACGGGCAGAAAACUAGACUAGCCUUCAAUCUGAAAUGUUUGUGCUAUAUAGUUCUUUUUAAUAGAUUUUACUGACAUAAAUUUUGGGAAGGAGGAGGGUGCUUUUGUUUAUGUUUGUAUACAUAUAUGAAUAGUGGUACCAACAGUUUUUGUACUUGUAUAUCAUUUUGUACUUGAAUAGAAUUUGGUAUUUUCUUUGAAAUAAUAAUUUACAUUAACUACUUGUUUUGUUGUA
Messenger RNA from Vicia villosa (hairy vetch), 1541 nucleotides. RefSeq lists its product as uncharacterized. NCBI's taxonomy places the organism in Eukaryota, Viridiplantae, Streptophyta, Magnoliopsida, Fabales, Fabaceae. Bases 248 to 1123 code for a protein of 291 amino acids. The transcript has a single exon. The record is from RefSeq and is a predicted model, not a curated record.